Messenger RNA from Cucurbita maxima (winter squash), 765 nucleotides. Its product is annotated as glyceraldehyde-3-phosphate dehydrogenase, cytosolic-like. Gene Ontology annotation, molecular function: oxidoreductase activity, acting on the aldehyde or oxo group of donors, NAD or NADP as acceptor. The coding region runs from base 281 to 640 and encodes 119 amino acids. The record is from RefSeq and is a predicted model, not a curated record. The transcript is spliced from 4 exons. NCBI's taxonomy places the organism in Eukaryota, Viridiplantae, Streptophyta, Magnoliopsida, Cucurbitales, Cucurbitaceae.
CCACCACAUCACCGUCGCCGUCCCUACCAAAUCUCAGGCCUGCAACUAUUCCUGGAGGGGCGUCACGCCCCUUCGAAUCUCAAACACUACGCUAAACUACAGCCAUGCAUUUCACAAUGGACAUUGGCCCACCACUUUCAACCCAAAAGACUGUUGAUGGACCAUCUAGCAAAGACUGGAGAGGUGGAAGAGCUGCUUCAUUCAACAUCAUCCCUAGCAGUACUGGAGCUGCUAAGGCUGUCGUCAAGUUCUCCCUGCAUUGAAUGGAAAACUGACCGGUAUGGCUUUUCGUGUUCCUACCGUUGAUGUCUCGGUAGUUGACCUUACAGUGAGGUUGGAGAAGGCAGCAUCUUAUGAAGAUAUUAAAGCUGCUAUCAAGGAGGAGUCUGAGGGAAAGUUAAAAGGAAUUCUGGGUUACACCGAAGACGAGGUGGUGUCCACUGAUUUUAUGGGUGACAACAGGUCAAGUAUUUUCGACGCCAAGGCCGGGAUUGCACUGAACAAAAACUACGUGAAGCUCGUGUCGUGGUACGACAACGAGUUAGGCUACAGGUACAAACAAAUCCAAAGGCUUUGCAUUACUGCAGUAAUCCUCCAGUUGCCGCUUUACCUUUCAUUUUCAGCAGUUAUUAUGAAAUAAAAAGAGCCCUUCUGUUCUUCCUCCUCAGUGAAGAUAUCUAUGUUUUCUGUGAUGUUUCCUCAAUGAUUAUUAUUAUUAUUAUGUUUGGAUUUUCUGGAGUUAAUUAAUAUAUCCAUUUUAUGUUA